CUUCCCAAGUAUCAGGAUUUGCAAACUAAGGGUCAACGUAAUCUCAGUAAGGCCCUUAUAGCAACAAGCUAGAACUAAAUCGAAGUGAAAUUUGGCCUUCGGAGGCCAAAUUUAAUCCAAAUAUAGAACGUGGCAGCUGAAUCCAGAGAAGACAAGGAAUUAGUUGAAAGAGAGGUCCGGGCCAGCCAAAUCCAAGAUUUCCGGGGACACAACGGUUUACUAAAGAUGAGCUAAUCUCCAGGAUUUCCACCGGAGCAAAACCGGCAGCGAUUGCAACCGUUUCGAGCAAAAAUGUGACCGUUAGCGCGCGGGUUCGCCUGUGUGAAAGAAUCUCUAGAGGGUCAAUCACUGCCUCUCUGUAUUCUAUCUGUACUUCGGUCAGUCGUUCCUCCUCACCUGAUCCUUCUUCCUCUCUCGCUCUCUCCGUCUCUCUUGUGCGAUCUUUUGCUCCUCAAUCCUCUGAUCUUCGUCUGAGAAGCUUGGAGUCCAAGAGAGGUCGCUGGGACGACAAUGCUGCCGCCGGGCUUCUUGUUCAGACCGAGCGACGAGGUUCUCCUCGUCACCUACCUCAAGAACAAGUUACUUCAGUGGCCUCUUCCCUGCGAUGUUAUUGUGGAGGCUGACGUCUAUGGAUGCCACCCCCAGGACUUGGCUUGUAAUCAUCUUGUGCUUCUCCAUUGUCUUCUUUUUUGAUUCACGGUUUCUAACCCUUUCUUUGAGUUUUCUUGGGUUGUUUCAGUGGAGUAUCUCAUGGCAAACAGGGACUUCGAGUGGUUCUUCUUCACUUCUACCCCUCGGAAGCAUCCAGGCGCAAGCGAAACCAGCCGUGCAUCUCGGCGCGCAGGCCUGGGACGAUGGAAGGCCACGAAAGGUGUCAAGAACGUGGUGGAUUCCAAGAAUAACACCAUUGGGUCGAAGAAGAGUUUCUGUUACAUGGAACAGAACUCGGACGGUGGCGAGAACAAAAGUAUCUGGUUGAUGGAGGAGUUCUCUAUGCAGAACCUUAGAAGGAGAGGUAGUGCUGGUGAGAUGAGGGACACAAAUGAGUUGGAUGACUGGGUCAUCAGCAAGAUUUACUUGACUCCAAAAGCUCGCAAGGCUCACGCUGAUUUGAAACAAUUUGCUAGUGCUACAUUGGAACCCGCUUUCAAAAGAAGAAGGAUAGAGCUAGAAUACAUGAUGGUGCCACCUGGAUUUAUUUUCCAGCCAACGGAUGAGGAGCUCUUGGAUUUCUUCCUCAAGGAGAAGCUCCUCCAUCAGCCACUUCCAUGCGACAUAAUCAAAGAAGCCGAUGUCUAUGGAAACCACCCUAGCAACCUUACUGGUCAAAUGGCCAUGGAAAAUAGAAACUCGGAGUGGUUCUUCUUCACCUGGACCACUCGAAAGCAUCCAAAUGCAGAAGCCAGCACAAGGGCAUCUCGGGUUGCAGGCCAAGGUCGUUGGAAAUCUACCCAAUCGGUGAAGCUAGUGCUCAACAGCAAGGGCCAGGUCAUUGGCUCCAAGCAAAACUUCAUCUAUAUGGAACGCACCCCCUUGGGCAAGGAGGAAAAGAGCAUCUGGUUGAUGGAAGAGUACUCCAUCCAGAACCUUAGAAGAAGAUGUGGUGAUGCAGCUAUGACGAUGGACCGAAACAAGCUGGAUGACUGGGUUGUUUGCAAGAUUUAUCUGAGGCCGAGUGCUCGCAAAGAAUUGUGUGGUACAGAACUUCCUACAAUGGAAAGCAGAGAGCUGGAGGUGCAAGAAAUAUGGUAUCAACCUUUUGUAUUACCAAUUCAGCAGAUCACUGAAGGAUUUGACCAAGAGGUGGAGUUUUGUUCUUAUAAGUCGCACGAUAGCUCACUACAGUAUCCAUCUCCUGAUGAACUACAAGAGAAUUUUGAAUCACUGCCAGCUGAAAAGAUCCUCCAACAAUUCGCUGAUGCACCUGAUACAAACUCUGAUAUUCUGCAAUUGCCGACUCUUGAUGAGCUAGAAAAGAUUUUUGAACCACCACUAGCUGAUGAGAUUCUCCAAUAA
Phoenix dactylifera (date palm) is the source of this 2016-nucleotide messenger RNA. RefSeq lists its product as uncharacterized. The record is from RefSeq and is a predicted model, not a curated record. Lineage: Eukaryota; Viridiplantae; Streptophyta; Magnoliopsida; Arecales; Arecaceae. Gene Ontology annotation, biological process: regulation of DNA-templated transcription. Gene Ontology annotation, molecular function: DNA binding.